AUGGCUAAAAUUAAUUUCUUACCCACGCUACAAGAUUCAUUUGAACCACUUUUGCCACAACAGGUGGAAAUCCUUCGUCAACAGUUUUUAUCAGAAGGUGGUGAAACUGCAUCUAUUCAAUCUAGAUUCAACUAUGCAUGGGGUUUGAUCAAGUCAAUGGGCCUUGACGAUCAGCGACUCGGUAUCAAACUACUCACGGAUAUCUACAAAGAAUCGCCUCAAAGAAGGCGUGAAUGUCUUUACUACUUGACCAUCGGAUGUUAUAAGGUCGGCGAGUACAGUAUGGCUAAAAGAUACGUGGAUACCCUAUUGGAACAUGAACCUGGUAACCAUCAGAUCAAGGCCUUACAAGGUAUGGUAGAAGAUAAGAUUCAAAGGGAAACAGUUAGGGGAGUAGCUGUGGCUACAGGUGUAGUUGCAAGUGCAGCAGCUGUAGCUGCAUUCUUCUUUAGAAGAAGGAGGUAA
Molecule: messenger RNA, 465 nt
Organism: Zygosaccharomyces rouxii
Lineage: Eukaryota; Fungi; Ascomycota; Saccharomycetes; Saccharomycetales; Saccharomycetaceae
Gene: FIS1
Product: Fis1p
Exons: 1
Coding region: 1-465 (154 amino acids)
Biological process (GO): mitochondrial fission; autophagy of mitochondrion; peroxisome fission
Cellular component (GO): mitochondrial outer membrane; peroxisomal membrane
Molecular function (GO): protein binding
Source: RefSeq, a predicted model, not a curated record